UCAAAUUGAAGGGCUCUCUUGCACUUACUCAAAACAAAAAUAAUGAAGAAAUUAACAGAAUUGGACACAAGAACCGAAAAUUUAGCAAAAUUAACACACACCCUCAAAUUUUUUCACUGCCAAAAUUACAUUCCCAAGGUUUCUAAUUCUUUUUCAUCCAAAUUAUGGCCUUGAAUUGGCUUCUCCGGCCAAUUCUUCCUAUGUUAAUCCUAGUUUUUUCACUUCAAUCUUCGUCGAUUUCUUCGAUUACCGAGUCGGACGCGUUGAUUAACCUCAAGAACUCGUUUACUAAUGCCAGUGCACUCAGUUCUUGGGUUAAUGGAUCCACCCCUUGUGAAGGUGAAACUCAAUGGAAUGGACUUCUGUGUAGUAAUGGAAUUGUUAUCGGUCUUCGGCUCGAGAAAAUGGGCUUAUCGGGAGAGAUUAAUGUCGAUGCAUUGCUUCGGAUUUCGGGGCUCAGAAGUAUAAGCUUUGCUCGUAAUUCAUUUUCGGGUCCGAUUCCUGAGUUGAGUCGUUUAGGGUAUUUGAAAAGUAUUUUCCUGUCAGGAAAUCAGUUUUCGGGCGAGAUACCGUCGGAUUUUUUCUUAAAAAUGGUCUCGUUGAAGAAAAUAUGGCUUUCUGAUAAUAAUUUUACGGGAGAUAUUCCGCCGUCGUUGAUGCAUUUGUCGAAUCUUCUCGAAUUACACCUCGAAAACAACGAAUUUACGGGCACUAUUCCGCCUAUUGCGCAAUCAACGUUGAAAACAUUUAAUGUAUCUAACAAUAAACUAAAAGGGAAAAUUCCUGAGGGGUUAGAGAAAUUCAACCUGAGUUCUUUCGCCGGAAAUUCUGACAUAUGCGGCGCAAAGAUCGGAAAAGCUUGUAAGACUAUAACCGCCUCUUUAGCUGCAGCAACAGUAACACACAACGUUACUUCUAUUGGAUCAGGCAAUGCUACAAAAACCAAGGAAAAUGAAGCUGAGAGGACAACAAGUGCAGGGAUUAUAACAUUGGCUGCAAUGUUACUUUCUGUAGGAGCUGUGAUUUUAUUUAAAUUACGGAGGAAAGAAGACGAUUUCGAGGUGAGCGGACAGGACAGCAGUACCGCCACUGCCGGCGCUAAUGAGGAGACGGUCGAGGUUCAAGUUACAAUGCCUGAUAGAUCCCAGGAAACGGUGGAAGCAACCAAGAAGACGGUCUCUGCUCGUAAAGGGUGUAAUCAAAGUAACAAGAGCGCCGGUUCAGCAGAACUAGUGAUGGUGAAUAAUGGAAAGGGUGUUUUUGGGCUGCAUGAUUUGAUGAAAGCUGCCGCAGAAGUGCUCGGAAAUGGCGGAUUAGGGUCUUCGUAUAAGGCUUUGAUGACGGACGGAGAGGCCGUCGUGGUUAAGAGAAUGAGGGAAAUGAAUGCUCUAGGGAAAGAUGGAUUUGAUUCUGAGGUUAGAAAGCUUGGAAGGCUAAAACAUCAGAAUAUUUUGACUCCUUUGGCAUUUCAUUAUAGGAAAGAUGAGAAGCUGUUGAUAUAUGAAUACAUGCCUAAAGGCAGUCUGCUCUACUUGUUGCAUGGGGAAGGAGGACCUUCACAUGGUGAGCUAAAUUGGCCUCUUCGUCUAAGGAUUAUAUCAGGAAUUGCUAGAGGACUAUUUUAUCUUCAUACGGAACUCGCUUCCUUCGAUUUACCCCAUGGAAAUCUAAAAUCAAGCAACAUUUUUCUCAAUAGCCAAAACGAACCGGUAAUUGCAGAAUUCGGGUUCAAUAAACUUACCAUUCCGUCUGUCGGAAAACAAGCUCUGCUUGCUUUCAAGUCCCCUGAAGCUGCACAAUCCGGAGUUUCCCCUAAAUGCGACAUCUACUGUUUAGGCCUCGUCAUCCUCGAAAUCCUGACACGAAAAGUUCCCUGUCAGUAUCUUAACAAUGGAAAAGGAGGGAUUGAUUUAGUCCAAUGGGUCCAAUCUUCGAUUUCUCAGGGUCGAGAAACGGAAUUGCUAGAUCCUGACAUUGCAAACAACGCGAAUUCGCUAGGGAAAAUGCGAGCAAUGUUACACAUUGGCGCUUGUUGUGCCGAAAGUAAUCCUGCUCAAAGGAUAGACCUGAGAGUAGCUUUGCAAAAAAUUGAAGAUAUAAAUUUGGAGAGUUGUGAUUCGGAUAAUCGAACAAUUCAUGUGCUUCCGUCGCUUAGAGACGGGUAUGCCGAUUCAACCCCGUUCAAUCACGCUGAAAGCUCGAAAAAGGGACGACAUGGCGGAUCCAACAGCUUUGCAGACAAUUCUGUAUUCUCCUUUACUUCUGCUGACUCACAAUUCGUAAAGAAUGAAAAUUAAAUUUAUGUUUACGAGUACAAAAUUAAUUAUUUACUCGUCGAGAAAAGAAAGACGAUCGACAUUCCGCAUCACAUCGCAAAUCAUUUGUAUGCAGUAUUGUGAGAGAGGAGAUUAGGAUGCAUUUGUGAUUAUAAUUAUGUUUGUAAUUUUAUUUUUAAUUCUGUUCUUGAGCACAUUGUACAGUAGUGAUUGCUUUUAAUACCAUAGUUAGUAGUUUGUAGACA
Molecule: messenger RNA, 2521 nt
Organism: Mercurialis annua (annual mercury)
Lineage: Eukaryota; Viridiplantae; Streptophyta; Magnoliopsida; Malpighiales; Euphorbiaceae
Product: pollen receptor-like kinase 3
Exons: 3
Coding region: 165-2297 (710 amino acids)
Biological process (GO): protein phosphorylation
Molecular function (GO): protein kinase activity; protein binding; ATP binding
Source: RefSeq, a predicted model, not a curated record